UCUCUCUCUCUCUCUCUCUCUCUCUCGCUCUCUAAAAAGUUUUGGAGAAGUACGUCCUAUUUUUGAAUGAUAAACCUCUCUGGUGUGUGCGUGUCAGAACUGUAGAAGAAGGGUAACUGGGGGGAUAACCAUAGGAAAGAACAGAGACCCCAAAAAAAAGUAGGCAGAAAAAAUAAAUAGAGGAUGAAUGGUCUUGCACAUCUUGAACCAGAUUUCUCCGACUUUGUUGAAGUUGAUCCAACUGGCAGAUAUGGCAGAGCUCCUUUUUUUGUUGCAGUACAAUGAAAUCCUCGGCAAAGGAGCUUCAAAGACAGUUUACAGGGCAUUUGAUGAGUAUGAAGGAAUUGAAGUUGCUUGGAACCAGGUCAAGCUUUAUGAUUUCCUGCAAAGCCCCGAAGAUCUUGAAAGACUAUACUGUGAAAUUCAUCUCCUUAAGACGUUGAAGCACAACAACAUUAUGAAAUUUUAUACUUCUUGGGUUGAUACCGCAAAUAGGAACAUCAAUUUCGUCACCGAAAUGUUCACUUCAGGGACUCUGAGGCAGUAUAGACUAAAGCACAAGAGAGUUAACAUUAGGGCAGUAAAGCACUGGUGUAGGCAGAUCUUGAGAGGGCUUCUCUAUCUUCAUAGCCAUGAACCUCCUGUGAUCCACCGAGAUCUCAAGUGUGACAAUAUCUUCGUUAAUGGGAACCAAGGGGAAGUGAAGAUCGGUGAUCUCGGCCUUGCUGCGAUUCUCCGUAAAUCGCAUGCGGCUCACUGUGUUGGGACUCCAGAGUUCAUGGCUCCGGAAGUUUAUGAGGAGGCUUACAACGAGUUGGUUGACAUUUACUCAUUUGGGAUGUGCGUCUUGGAAAUGGUCACUUUUGAAUAUCCAUAUAGUGAAUGCACCCAUCCUGCACAGAUUUACAAGAAAGUUAUUUCUGGCAAAAAACCAGAUGCAUUGUACAAAGUGAAGGAUCCAGAAGUGCGACAAUUUGUGGAUAAAUGCUUGGCAACUGUGUCUCUAAGGCUUUCUGCCAGGGAGCUUCUGGAUGAUCCUUUUCUCCAGAUAGAUGAUGGUGAAUAUGAUUUGAGACCAGUUGAUUAUGGUAGAGAACUCGACGAGACUGGUUCCCUUCUAAGGUUGCCUUUCCUUGAACGUGAUUGCAGUAAUAGCACAUAUAGUAAUGGGUACACCAAUGGUUAUGGUGCUGAGGCCGAAAAUGAAUGGGGUUAUCAUCUGGUUGAGAUGGAACCAAAUGGAAUUGAACUCUUUGAGUACCAUGAUGAUGAACAUUCUGAAGAUGUUGACAUAAGUAUCAAAGGGAAAAAAAGAGAAGAUGAUGGCAUCUUUUUAAGACUUAGAAUUUCAGAUAAAGAAGGCCGUAUACGGAACAUAUAUUUCCCAUUCGACAUUGAGACAGAUACAGCAUUGAGUGUGGCCACUGAAAUGGUUGCAGAACUGGAUAUUACUGAUCAGGAUGUGACCAGAAUAGCAGACAUGAUCGAUGGGGAAAUAGCUUCCUUGGUACCUGAAUGGAGGCCUGGUCCAGGAAUAGAGGAAACACCCCGCUUUUCUAAUCAAGGCUUCUGUCACAAUUGUGCUUCCAACCAUACCUCUAGAGGCUCCUUCAUGGAUUUCCUGUCACAUAAUCAGGGCAUCGAGGAUUUGCAAGCUCUUCAAUGCUGUAAACAUGGAUGUGCUGCUUCGAUGCAUGGCCGGUUUGAGGAGAUUACAUUCCAAGCUGAGGAGUCUGAGCAUCAUGUGACAGUGGGUGCUCCUAAUGUAUCAAACCAAUCAGACUGCUUGCAUCAUCAUCAAGAAAUCGGGGGUCAGCAUGACAGCCGCCCUGAACUCAGUUCAGUUGGCUCUGGACCGAACCACUCUUAUGAAGAAUAUGAGAAAUUGGACCAAUCAACAUUAUCAGAGGAUGCGAAGGAGGAUAAUGUGAAGAAUAAAAAUGCAUCGAAAGCAGGAAAUUUAAUUCUAAAUUUAUCUGGUUCCCAAUCUUCCUCCUUAAAGCCUUCAUUGUAUUGUGACUUGUCAGAUAAUUAUGAGAAAGAAAUUGAGCAGGAAUUGAGAUGGCUCAAAGCGAAAUACCAAAUGGAGUUGAGGGGACUUCGGGAUCAACAGUUAGGACUUGCAUCAAAACCUUCAACUUGUGGGAAUGGGGAAAACGAUAUAGAUAAUAGGCUUUUGGCAUCAGAAACACUACAAGCAGAUGACAAUGGAGUUCUCAGGAAAUCUCCUGCUUAUGAUGGGCAAUUUUCUUCCAUUUGCAGAGCUUAUGUCAAUAAAAGCUGCCCCAAUUCGGAAACCCAGUGGGCCCGAAAUUGCAAGGUGAUGAAGAAUUCCUCUAAUCCGGAGGAUAUGGUAACUGCAAAGAGUUUACACGCUGGGCCAUUGCUUCCACAAUCUCUUCACAGGACAGUUUCUCUCCCAGUUGAUGCUGUUGAUAUAUAAAUCUGGAAGGCACUUUAAGAUUCUUUUAUGUAUUCCAUACACACUCAGAGAGCCUGUAACAUCAUCAAAUCCACCCUUUUUUGGCCAGUUAA
Messenger RNA from Juglans microcarpa x Juglans regia, 2535 nucleotides. RefSeq names its product probable serine/threonine-protein kinase WNK9. NCBI's taxonomy places the organism in Eukaryota, Viridiplantae, Streptophyta, Magnoliopsida, Fagales, Juglandaceae. The transcript has 7 exons. Gene Ontology annotation, biological process: intracellular signal transduction; protein phosphorylation. The record is from RefSeq and is a predicted model, not a curated record. Gene Ontology annotation, cellular component: cytoplasm. Gene Ontology annotation, molecular function: ATP binding; protein serine/threonine kinase activity. The coding region runs from base 188 to 2443 and encodes 751 amino acids.